AUGGUUCGAUUAGUCGUGCGUGAAGGAGAGGAAGAACAGAUCUUGCGCUGGAUAAGAGCUGAGACACUUCGACCUUCAGAUCUUCCUCCAUACAUCAGGUACGAGUGGAGAAGUACAGCUCUCAAAGCCCUUGUGGUGUACAAAGCACAAAUCGCUAAAAAUGGGUGUCUUGACGAAGCUCUGGACACGUUCUUUCAAACAAAGCCUUUGUAUGUGUCAUAUGGAGGUCCGGCGACGUGGUUGCACUCUCAGCUCUGGCAGGUUGUCGGCAUCCCCAAAGGACAGGAAACUCCAACAGUCAAUGGAGGUCGAUCUUGGAAACUUGCGUGGCCUAACACCAGUGCCCACUUCUACGAUGCCAUGUCACAAGAAAACAGGUUAAACACUAGCAGCCCUGUAAAUGAUGCAAGGACUGCUCUCUACCACCCUCGUGGACCGGACCCAGAUCCAGUACUGGCGAUGUUUCUAGCUGCAGCCGCAGACUCAGACCGUGAGCAUCCACUAUGGACUAUGCGAAAACAUGGAACAAGGCAUGUGUUCCGAAUGAGCGCCACGCAUGGAUCAGAAGAACUGAGAAGACAGGGGCGGAUGGAGGAAGCCAAAUCGCUCGAAAAGGCUCGAGAUGUCGUACUUCCCGUAGAUCACACCUACGGAGAUCGUCAAGACAGGGAAGGAAUCUCAACCCAAGCGAAACAGAAAAGACCACUGCCUCCUCCAAAAUUCAAGCCAUGGUGA
Molecule: messenger RNA, 735 nt
Organism: Aureobasidium pullulans EXF-150
Lineage: Eukaryota; Fungi; Ascomycota; Dothideomycetes; Dothideales; Saccotheciaceae
Exons: 1
Coding region: 1-735 (244 amino acids)
Source: RefSeq, a predicted model, not a curated record